Molecule: messenger RNA, 2416 nt
Organism: Seriola dumerili (greater amberjack)
Lineage: Eukaryota; Metazoa; Chordata; Actinopteri; Carangiformes; Carangidae
Gene: ppig
Product: peptidylprolyl isomerase G
Exons: 13
Coding region: 119-2248 (709 amino acids)
Biological process (GO): protein peptidyl-prolyl isomerization; protein folding
Cellular component (GO): nucleus
Molecular function (GO): peptidyl-prolyl cis-trans isomerase activity
Source: RefSeq, a predicted model, not a curated record
CUUUAGAAACAGUGAGCUCAACACUGAAUGAAACUUAAUUUUCGUCGUUUGUAAAGAGCUGCUCGCCUUUUGGAAUAAUAUUCUUGUCUUUCCAGGUGUUGGAUCAGUGGAGGUGAUCAUGGGGAUCAAGGUUCAGCGCCCUCGGUGCUUCCUUGACAUUGGAAUCAGUAAUGUGCUCGUUGGCAGAGUUGUGGUGGAGUUGUUUUCAGACAUCUGUCCCAAAACAUGUGAAAACUUCAGAUGCCUCUGCACAGGUGAGAAAGGCAUUGGUAAAGGAACUCAGAAACCCCUGCACUACAAAGGAUGUCUGUUCCAUCGAGUUGUAAAAGACUUCAUGAUUCAAGGAGGAGACUUCAGUGAAGGCAAUGGAAGAGGAGGGGAAUCCAUCUAUGGAGGCUUUUUUGAAGAUGAAAGCUUUGCUGUUAAACACAACAAGGAGUACCUGCUGUCUAUGGCCAAUAGGGGCAAAGAUACAAAUGGAUCCCAGUUUUUCAUAACGACAAAACCCUCACCACAUCUGGAUGGUGUCCAUGUGGUUUUUGGUCAUGUGAUCUCUGGCCAAGAGGUUGUUCAAACCAUGGAGAACCAGAAAACGGAUCAUAACAGCAAACCAUAUGCUGACGUGAAAGUUUUAAACUGUGGCGAGCUGGUUCCUAAAUCUAAAGCAAAGAAGGAAGGAAAAAAGAGGGAGCGAGCCUCCUCCAGUUCCAGCAGUAGCUCCAGCAACUCUGAAAGCUCCUCAGAUUCCUCCUCUGAUUCUGAAGAAUCUGAGAAAGAAUCCAAGAAGCGGAAAAAGAAGGCAAAAAAACUGAAAAAGAAACAGAAGAAGAAGGACAAGAAAAGGUCAGAGGCGGAAAGUGCUGAGGAGAAAGAACAAGAGGAGGUGGUUACAUCUACUGUACGUCCUGAAGAAAUACCGCCCAUCCCAGAGAACCGAUUCCUCAUGAGGAGAAGUCCCCAGGCUGUCCAGAAGUCAAAAGAGGAGGCUGAAAAGGAUCAGAGAAAUAAAGAGGAAAGGCCAAGAGAGAGUACUGGCAUAACAUAUAAUUCACAGUCAGCAUAUCAUAGAAGACUGGUGAUGACACGAUCUGGCAGGAAGAUAAAAGGCAGAGGUCCAAGGAGGUACCGGACUCCGUCACGCUCUCGUUCAAGGUCUAGGGAUCGUUUUCGGCGCAGUGAAACUCCUCCACACUGGCGUCAGGAGCUGCAGCGACAGAGGAUGAGGGCAGUCACUGGAGAGCGCUGGAUCAAGGGUGACAGAGGUGACAUGAAUGAGGCCAAGGACGAGGCUGCUAAAGCUCCAAGAAGAGAGAGACGAGCCUCCAGCACAAAGCAUGAAAAAACAGCUGAGGGUAAAAAAGACAAGAAAACUCGGUCACAUAGAUCCAAAAGCAAAGAGGAGGAUGCUGUAGAGAAGGAUGAGAAGCAUAGCAAACACACAGCAAAGAAACGAGAUAAAUCUCAAAGUCGCAGUAAAAGCAGAGAAAAGAGCAGGAGGUCAAAAAGCAGAGAUAAAGGUCACAACCCCAAACGUGAUGAGAGGAGAGGUCGCUCGAGGAGCAAAGACCGAAAUAUAAAUAAGAAAGAAAAGGAAUCGGAGUCUGAUCACAGUAAAGAUAGAAAUAAGCGCCAUGAGUCUGAGAAAAAGCAUAAAGAGGACACAAAAGGAAGAAAUGGUGAAAGAACUAGAACAAAGUCAAAAAGCAAAGAAAGAACAACCACAAAAGAUGGGCGCAGAUCAAGCAGCAGAAACAGGGAUAGAGGCGGAACUGCAGCAUCGAAAGACAAAGAAAAACGAGAAAAAGACAGGGAGAGGGGCAGGGAACGUAGCAGGAGUCAGGAAAGACGAUGCAACAGUGAAAGGGAGAAUAAGAGGCGAGGAACGUCCAGGGAUAAGGAACAUCGAACAAGAAGUCCAGACAGAAAUAAAACCAGAGACUCGCACAGAAGCAGGCGCUCCAGAAGUAAGAGUAAUAAGAGAGACCACAGCAAAGAUCGAUCAUCUCAUAGAAAAGACAGAGAAGCCGGCAACCAAAGGAGAAGACGUAGUAGCAGUUCUGAUAGUGACAGAAAUGAUAAAAGGAAAAGUCAAAAGAGCCCAGAUUCCAAAAGAAGAGCUAAUAGUCCCUCCAAAUCCAAAGACAGAAGAAGUCCAGCAAGACCAAGACCAGAUAGUACAAAAGGUAAAGACAAAAAUGACAGCAAGAGGAAUAAAUCAAGCUCUAGCUCCAGCUCUGACAGUGACUGAGCCCGUAAUGGUGUCCUAAAGGAAUAAAUUGGGAUUUUGUCCCUCUUUUAUACCUACUACCCACGUAAUAUGCAGCAACAGCUUCUUAUCUAGAGUUGGACAUAUUAACAUUCCUCAUUCAGUGCAAAAAAAAAACCCACAUCACAGUUCAGCCAAAGCUAACAUGAA